This is a messenger RNA of Manis pentadactyla (Chinese pangolin), 12060 nucleotides long. It is a transcript of the gene RIMKLA, whose product is annotated as ribosomal modification protein rimK like family member A. The transcript is spliced from 5 exons. Bases 134 to 1309 code for a protein of 391 amino acids. Gene Ontology annotation, molecular function: ligase activity, forming carbon-nitrogen bonds; ATP binding; metal ion binding. Gene Ontology annotation, biological process: protein modification process. Gene Ontology annotation, cellular component: cytoplasm. NCBI's taxonomy places the organism in Eukaryota, Metazoa, Chordata, Mammalia, Pholidota, Manidae. The record is from RefSeq and is a predicted model, not a curated record.
CGCACCGGCGGGAGCGGAGCCGCGGCGCGCGCUCGCCCCGGACGCCGGCCGGCCGGCCGCCCGCCAGCCCGAGCGAGCGGCCCGGGCCGCGGAGGGGGCCCGCCCCGCGCCGGGCGCCGCCGCUCUGGCCGCCAUGUGCUCCCAGCUCUGGUUCCUGACGGACCGGCGCAUCCGCGAGGACUACCCGCAGGUGCAGAUCCUGCGCGCCCUCCGGCAGCGCUGCUCGGAGCAGGACGUGCGCUUCCGGGCGGUGCUCAUGGACCAGAUCGCCGUCACUGUCGUCGGCGGCCACCUCGGCCUUCAGCUGAACCAGAAGGCUCUCACCACUUUCCCGGAUGUGGUGCUUGUUCGGGUGCCCACACCCUCCGUGCAGUCGGACAGUGACAUCACAGUCCUGCGACACCUGGAGAAGUUGGGCUGCCGCUUAGUCAACCGCCCACAAAGCAUUUUAAACUGCAUCAACAAAUUCUGGACGUUCCAAGAGCUGGCUGGACAUGGGGUCCCCAUGCCAGACACCUUCUCCUAUGGUGGGCAUGAAGACUUUUCAAAAAUGAUUGAUGAAGCCGAGCCCCUGGGCUACCCGGUCGUGGUGAAGAGCACACGAGGACACCGGGGAAAAGGUGUUUUUCUUGCAAGAGAUAAACAUCACCUCUCAGACAUCUGCCAUCUGAUCCGCCAUGAUGUGCCCUACCUGUUCCAGAAGUACGUGAAGGAGUCCCAUGGAAAAGAUAUCCGAGUGGUGGUGGUAGGUGGUCGGGUGAUAGGCUCUAUGCUUCGCUGCUCCACAGAUGGACGGAUGCAGAGCAACUGCUCUCUUGGUGGUGUGGGCGUUAUGUGCCCUCUGACAGAACAAGGCAAGCAGUUGGCUAUUCAAGUGUCCAACAUCCUGGGCAUGGACUUCUGUGGCAUUGAUCUCCUCAUCAUGGAUGAUGGCUCCUUUGUGGUGUGUGAGGCAAAUGCCAAUGUUGGUUUUCUUGCCUUUGACCAGGCAUGCAACUUAGAUGUAGGCGGGAUCAUUGCAGACUACACCAUGUCCUUGCUGCCUGAUAGGCAGGCUGGGAAGACGGCCAUCCUCCCAGGACUGUCUAGUCCCAGGGAAAAGAAAGAACCAGAUGGCUGUGCUCCAGCUCAGGGAGUUGCAGAGAGUGUCUACACCAUCAACAGCGGAUCUACCUCUAGUGAGAGUGAGCCUGAACUGGGAGAGGUCCGGGAUUCCUCAGCAAGCACAGUGGGGUCUCCUCCCCCACUGCUGUCUGAAUCCGGCUACAACAUUAAUAACAGGAUUGCUUCAGAAUUAAAACUUAAGUGAAUUCCUGCUUUGGGGCAGCAUUUGAACCAAAUUCUACUGCUUCCCUAGUAGUUGUGAGUGAAUAAAAUCUGGACUAAUGUGAUUUCAUUUGCACAGAAACUAGAAAUCCCAUCUGGGCACUCAGCAUUCUUCCUGACGAUGAUUUGAGCAAAUGGCCUAGCUUUAUGGUUUUCACAGAGACUAAUACCAAACACUCACCAAGAACAACAUCUCAACGGGUCACUUUGAGACCCAUGUCUGCCACAAGCACUGGGGAAUUACGACUGAAUUGAAGGCGCUGACUCUGUGCUGCAGCUUCUGGCUUUUAGCAGCAGAGCCCAUGAACUCAGAACAGCUCCUGGAAGCACUGUGUUCAAGAGCAACCACCCAACAGAGGCAUGUGCUGAGAAGUGGAAUGUGAUUGCAAUUAUGUGCUCUUCACUAAGUGUGUGUGCGUGUGUGUGUGUGAGAGAGAGAUGCUUGGAGAAUACACAGUUCAAACACUACUAGAGGAUCAAUCUCUGCUCCCCAUCGAUCACCAUCUUGGCCAUAUUUCUCUGACACUCAGGAUAUGGUGUUUUAGGGAGCUUCCUCAUGAGCAUUUUCAAUGAGGUACUUUGUAGAAAGUAAAACUGAACAUUCUUGACUCCACUGGUUAGCAAGUGUCCUGCACUAUAACUGGGACUUUCUACAAAUUGCUUUGCCACUAUGAAUUUAUAGACCCCCUGCUUCAACUCAUGGCAGCCUCAGCAGCCUGUUGCACCUCUGCGGCCUUUGGCCUUAGCUAGAAAUGUACUUCAGUGAGCUCUGGCCACACACGUGAUUUCUUAUGUGUGCACUAGGAUUGAACACCAUGACUUUCCUUUCAGUGGACCCUCUUCUCUUGUCAUCCAGAAGCCAGUGGGUUUUUGUCACAGCUUCUGGAAGAUAAUCAUCUUCGCCACUCCCCCACUAAAACAUUGUGUACUGCUUAGUUGUAGGAGGUUUCCCUCUUCGAGUUAAUGUGGGCCUUUUGGGUAGAUAACAGCCAUUGGAAACGCUCCAGUCUCCUUAACUUGCUUGUUUUAUCCAGGUUCCAGAGAUCAGUCCCUACCCACUUUUCCAAACUGGGGAGAGUCAGGUGUCAGGAUUACUCAUUGUACAUGUGACAGGUGGGGUUGGGGGGCUGGAUAAUGUAGAUAUGACACCAAGUGCUUUUCAUUUUAAGUCUUCAAGCAGGAGCUGAUGAUCCUUCCCUUGAGAUAAAUCAUGGAGAUGGAGUUUUCAAUUUCUGCUUAUAGGAAGUAUGACAAAAAUGAGCAAGGCUACCUUUUAACCAAAUACACUAAAACAUGUGCACUCAGUUACCAUAAUCUGAGUCAUUUCCUUGGGGGACCAUCCUCUUGAGCUAUGAUGUUGCAUGUGCCAAGAAUGCAUAGAAUUCCUCUUUGGAAUUAUCUCUGAAGCCAUGCAAGGAAAGAGGCCUGACAGUCUUAUAGCUGUCACACCUCUCCAGAGGUGGUUCCAAGCACUGUCACCCAUUUUAUGUAUUGGACUUACCUUCUAUUGCUCUUUGGCUAUUAAAAAAAAGUAAUUCCUCAAAAAUAGAGGUCUUCUCUUAAAGGACAAACCAACACUGAGGAAGCUUACAGCCGGACAAUUUCCAAAGAGGGCUCUAGAAAUGUUCUGACUAAGGUUUACUGGAUUAAACACAUCUUCCCAAGAUGACUAGUUUGAAGGCAACAACCCCAUGUGGGUGUAUAAAUUCCUGUAUACUUACUCUCCUAUAAAUGUAAAAUGUAUAUAAAGUCAAACUCCUACAUUUUUUCACAGCACAUUUAAAUAGAAAUUGGCUUUUAAAAUAUUGUGGCUAAAAUCAGAUCUCACCAAGUAACAGUUGUACAAGUGAGAAAUGUUCGGUGCCAUGUAAUGGAGAUGUCCACACUACAUAGUAGUAGUUUAAAUGCAGUCCAACAUAGGGUGCAUGCCACUAAAAUUAACUCUAAUAAUGUCUUGUACAGUUGAAUAUGACAAUACUUCACCUUUACAUAGGUUAAGACAUGUACCUUUAUCGCUCAGGGUGGGUCUAGUUGAAGGAUAGUUCUAAGUCUGUUCUUAACUAGAGUUGGCCAGAUGCUUUCUACAUGAACAUCUGAACCAAGUGAUGACCUUCUGGAAGCUGCAUUCACUCAGUCCUGCUGUUUAGUGUAAGCCCCAUCUUCCUACUUUAUCUAAAAGGAUGCUAUCAGCCUCCCUUCUGAGCAGAGCAGCUAGAGGGUGCUUCCAGGUUUGUCAGAAGGGGCCCAUUUUCCAGCUGCAAGUGACAUCUGUAGUCACUGGCAUCACUGCUUGGAACUUAGCCCUGUCUAAAAGCAGAGAAAGCCAGACCACAGCUGGAUCAUAGCCCUGCUCCAGGCUUUCCCAUACUGGCUGUGGGCCCUGUGAGCCUCAGCCAGGCAGCCAGGCCACACUUGUCAGCUGCUCACAAGGCCCGUUGGAAGGGACAUGGGGCACAGAGCCAGAUCCUGGUUCUGGCUCUCCCCUCCAGUCACUGACUAACCUUGUACAAUAGGGGGACCCCAUGCCUCCAUUUCCCGCUCUUUUGAUAGGGAGAUGCCUAUUACAUUUAUCUCUUGGGGGUGUUUGAGGUUAAAGUGAGUUAAUGAGUAUGCAUUAUAUGGGAGGUGGUGAAGAACACCUCCCACACCUGGUUUUAUAAUGGUUGUCAUUCCUCCUCUGCGGGAGUUAAGAAAAGAAGAAAAAGGUCAUGAAUUCUUGGUAUUAGCACACUGAACAGUGGUAGGGGGCCUGAAAAAGGAUGCAGCUUCCCAGAGGCCUUACAACCUGAAAGGAGUAAGGCUCUUGGUGUAUUCAAACAGCCUUCUGGAUGUAUUGCAUAUAAUCUGAAACUCUUGACUCUCGUAUAUCAACUAAGUCUUCCUUAUGUAACAUAAAUUGUAGUGUAUGUAUAUAAUUUUCCCAUUAUCUGGUAGUAGCAUCUUGAAACUGGUCAAAACUUGAAUGCCAAUAGCUCAGUCACUCAGAAUAUAUAUGAUUCUGCACUUGGGGAAAAUGUCUUCAUGCUAUCUGUCUGAUGAUGGAUAUGGGGUUGCCAGAAUGUGGAUUUGGGACUUCAGGUCUUUAGGAUCUGAUAUGCAAUAUAAGUUGAUCAUUAGCUAUUAGUGUCACAUUUGCAGACUCAGUGCCCCCAGUUAAGAAGGGAUUCCCUGACAACGGGAUGGGGAGAGGAGGCAAAGGAAGAGAAAGGCCUGGGAUAAUUUUUGUGACAUUUCAGUCGGAGAAAUAAGAAACUGGGAUCAUUUGGAAUUCUACUGGGAAGGAAGAAAAAAAUGGCUCUUCAGAGGUCUGUUUUAAUGAAAGAAUUAAGAACAUGUAUUAAUUAGAAGUAGGUUGAAAUUAUUCUGUAUAGAGAAAAUGAGAUGCAAGGAUUCUCUUCCACCUCGGUGGAAGUGGGAGAGACAUGCCUCAUCCCUCCUUUAAGUCUUGAUGAAUGCUAUUCUUAGGAUCACUCUGAAUGUACGUCAGGGGAAGACUGCAGCAGUUAGCUGGGGGUUCCAGGAUCAUCCAAGUAACCACAGACACUCCCAGCAGUUAAUGACCAAAAUACCAUGUGUAGGGAAGUCUAAAGCCACAGCUGUCUGAGGUAAGUUAAGGAGCCAUGUCAGAAAGUGAAUCUAAAGUCAGUAAUAAUUUCACUUUAUUUCAUAAUAAUUUUCAGCUUAAUAAUCUUUUCUGCACCUGGAAGGUGAGGCUCCUAUUGCCAAGCUAUGCAGAUGUUUUGGGAAGAGCUCUGACAACAGCUAACAACAGUCCCUGAAGUUAGUGUUCUUAGAUCUGCUGCUGUAGCCUUAAAGACAUCCUGGUGCAGUUUUUGACUGCCUCUGAGACUCAAGAUCAGAUCACGGCUUUAAAAUGUUUUUACCUGGAAGACCACUCAUCUCAGGAAUAUAUUGUUUUAAUUCUUUCUUGAAACUGUUAUGUUUUAAUUCCAAGUCUAUGGCUAGACUCUGCAGCACUCCCUUCUAAAACUCAAACAACUGAGUACAAAAACUUUGUUCUUUCAAGGCUUUCAUUUCUUCCCCCCUGUGUGCUUCCUGAACCAACACCAGCACUGUUCUGGGCCCUGUGCUGGCAUCUCAACCCUUUUAACUUUAAGUAGUCUCAGUCUGGCACAUCAUGUUUGGUGGGGCUCUGAGGCAACACCAAGAAAGUCACCUAUCAAGCCAUGUUUGAGCCGCAGGAAUAGCAGCACUUUGGAGACCAGUCCCUGUUGUAUUGGUGGGGAUCUGAAACCCAGAGGCCAAGAUCACCUAGCUCGUCAGCAGCAAGGCUGGGACCUAGGCGGUCUGAUUCCCUGUCCAGUGUGGCGUACUGCCAGAGGCAGCUGUAUUCUUCCACAGUGUCUGGCACUUGCUGCCAUCUGGACCCACCCUUGGCUUAUUCAUUUCCCUACUCCUGAGCCUAUGCUCUGGAUCAAUACAGUGUCAAUGUGCUAGCAAUGAAGGAUUCAGUUCCUGGAUGGCUUCUAGCUGAGAGCCCCAAAGGUAUAUGUGAGAUUUCCAUGGUGCAGGCUGGGUCAUGGCCUGUGCCUUCUUUAGACCAGCCAGGACCAUUUGGCCCCACCUCACACCAUCAGCGAUGGGAUAUGAGGGAGAAGGCCCUGCCAAACUGACUGAAGCCUUCCCUGGCCCCAGUUUGGCCAGUGUUCCCUCACGGCAGAAUGUCUUGGAAUUCGUGGAGGCCUCUGUGGGCCUCUGCAGAAGCCAAGGGUUUGAAGGUCCCGAACUCUCACAGGCACCCCGCGGGAGAAUCCUGAUUGAUACAUAUGCUCCAGUUGCCACAAGUCAGAAGUCUCCUCCCGCGUCCAGUUCCAGUGCAUCUCCCUUGCAGCCAGCCGCCAGGUGCAGAUUCUUCCCUGUUGUCACCCAUAGGUCAGCUGAGGACCCCCUGCCCCUUGAGAUGCAGACAAGUCAGAUAGCUGGGCCUUUGGAUCUCUGUGAUUUCUAAGGGACUUAAUUCUGGUGUCACCGCUGACUCCAGUCUUCACUACCUCAUUUCCUUGUUGUCUCAUCCCCACACUGCAUCAGCUGAGUCAAGAAGCACAGUUCUCUCCCCAAAAUUCAAAUGAGUCAGUGUGUAUGUGUAUGUGUGGGCACAUACACACCCAUGUGCCCGUGUAUUUCAGUGAUGUGAGAAAAUGGCAUUGCAGCAGCGCAGACAUGGCAUCCCCAUUCAUAAAAUGUUCUGACACGUUACAGAAGGAUCCACACCUUCCACUCCACAUGGUACCUGUCUCCCUUCUUGGGAUGAACCGAAUCCAUUUUUGCUCUCUUGUACAGCAGUACAGGCAUUCCUUUCCUUAAUUUGAAUCCUGCCAACUCCCUUACCUUCAAGAUUUCACCUACCAUGGGUGGCUUAUUAAGGGCAUUGUCCUAAACAAAGGUGGCUCCCUCCUCAAGGGGAGCUUCUGACAUUGCUUCAGGUGAUAGGUUUUUCAUCCCACCACACUAGCCAGGCAUCACAACCAUCACACCACUCACUAGCUGUCAGGGUUGUCACGCUUCACGGAAGGCAGCAGGGACUAAUGGUGCCAAUUUGAUGUAGCCCCCACUCAAAUCUUGACUCCAUAACUUACAGCCGUGUGACCUCAGGAAAGUCCCUUAAUCUUGCUAAACCUUCACUUCAUCACCUAGAAUGUGAUAAACACUAUCUUGAACGUGAAACACUUAACCACAGGCCUGGCUUUCAGCAGGUUCCUUUCCUCUCACUUCCUCCGCUGUCAGCAGUCACAACAGCUCCCUCCCGCCACUGUGGCUCAGUGCCAAGGGAUAAAAGCCAGCAGACAGCAACUUUACAGCUGGGAAAAAGAAAAGAUGCUGGGGAGAGCUGGUGGCUGCUCAAGCAGGCUGUGGUUUAGGCUUAAUGAUUGGAAGGUCUCAUCUGUCCUUGAGACAUGAUUCUAUGGUGUAAGAUUUGGGGGUGUAUUGGGCUUAGAAGAAUCGUGGAGGAAAGGUUGCCUCAGACAACUGGGAGACUGGAAAGCUGAUGAGCAGCCUGACCUUGGAUGAUUUAGCACCUGGUUUCUUUGGCUCUUCCUGUAUUAGGUCUGCUGCCUUUGCAUCAAAUGGAAGGAGGAGGUGCCAGAGACUUGAAUGAAAUCUGUCAAACAGAGGGUGAGGGGAGUGCAGAAGGCCAGGGGCUCGGAAGGGAACUCUGAUAACCCAGCAGCACCAUCUGCACUGGGCAGGGGUGACAGCCCUGAGAGCAGAUGAAACUAGCCAACAAAGCGGCUAAAAUUCUGCCCUGGGCCUGUCCUGAGUGGGACUCCCAGAAUCUCCUAUUUAGAAGGAACGCUGAUACCCUAUAAGGGAAGAGCUGGGGCUCUCAAUCACUCUGCAGCACUAAUAAAGGUCUUUGUCAAGGCAGGACUGGGCAGGUGGCUGGUUUGUUUAGUCCCACCUAGAGGUCCCCAGAGCACCAGUGGUGCGCAGACUGUUCAAUUUUCAGGAAUUUUGUGAGCUGGUUGUUAAACACAACCAUCAUUAAAAAUUAAAUUACAUAAACCUACAGUUAAAUAAAGUAUAUUAGAGACAUAGGUAAUAAAUACUCAAAACUCAUCACUUCCUAAUUAUUUUACUACAUUUGUAUCACUUGUGCUCUCGAGGUUAUGGACACCUACCGCGUUUGUGCAGCGGACAUGCUGUAUAACGGUGCAUGCACUACUGCACAUCUCCUGACUCCACCAUUCAACGAAAUCACGUUGGUAACUUGACAUCAGCCACGGUGGGAACAGCUACCCCACGGAGAUGAGCAGGCACUACAUACCAAGUUUCCCCCCUGGAGAGCUGGUUGUGUUACGGAAAAUACUGGAAAACCUGGACGGGAUCACUGACGGAAGAACCAAGCGGCACACGGAGGUCUUGGAGUGUUGAGGUUUUAUUUCACACCGGCGGCCUCAGAGGGGAGUAAUCUCCCAAGGUCCGAGCCCUGAGCACAAGCAAGGGGAGCAAUUUAUAUUAUUUUGAUAUGUGGCAUUUUGGCAUGCGCAGGGCACAAGAGGAGCCUGGAGGAGCGGGGGGAGGGAGCUGGGAGGGCUUUGCCAAACUGGAGGAAAAAAGCGGUUUGCUGACCUUGACGGCUGUGUUGAAUAUUUUCCUUAUCAGUUGUUCUCAGCACACCACUUCCAUUGGGUGGCCGGAGAAAGAAAUUGGUACAGGUACACAUUAAAACAUCUGAGUUCCAGGAGGUGUGUUUUCAGAAGCAAGCAUUGCAGAACUGACUUGAAGAAAGACACUUGAAAACACUGCUUCCCCGCUGGUUUUGUCUAGCCUCUGUUCUCACACACGGGAAAUCUGUUUUGUUUGCUCCUAAACUUCCGGAGUGAUUUGUGAGGUCCUGGCUCACUGUUGGCGGUACUUCAGCGAAGUUCCCUCCAGGAAAGUGAGUUGUAGUUUCUAAUUGGCAAACUGAAAAUGUGCUGUAAGGAAUACAUCUUAACUAGGCACCCAAAGAGCUCAUUUGCAAGCGGUUUCUCCAGCAAUAACAAUGUUAACUGCUCCAAUAGAGAACUCAUUUAUAUGUGAUUGUUUUGCUGUCUUUGCUUUUUAUUAAAAUGAUUACUGCAGAGUGGAAUGCUUCGUUUCCCUUUGUCCCCAAAACUCUGUGCUUUUUGGUUCUUUUUAAGGAAGAAUCAUGUGCUGCAUGUAUAUUUUAUUAUUUUCAUAUCAUAAAUCAAGAAAAAAGCUUCAUAGAGAUUUCAUCCUAUUCACUUACACACCAGCUGCAUUCUGAAACCCCAUAAUUUUCCUUUCAAGCACAGAGUUUCAUCUGAAUUGUAAUGUGGCCAACUCUCAGCUGUCAAGAUGAUAGAGGGAAAUACUAAUACAGAUGGUAUGAGCUUGUCAUGGGCUCGCUCAGCAUGCUCCCCUGGACUGACAUUUGAAUUAAAAUUCAACCAGCAAGUGAAAACUGAAAGCCAUUAGAAUGGCUGUGUGAGGCAGUGAGGGCCCCAGGGGACUGAAAGAAUCUGUGUACCUGCCCAAGGAACUCUGACAGUCAAGCUGAGCCUCAGACAUUUCCAAAGGCUUCCUGGGAGAAACAGUGAUAAGACCUUGAGGAACUGUGGUCAGCACCAGGCCUGGAACCCUUGAACUAGGCUGUUCCUCUCAUGUGGAGGCAGGUGGCCUAGCCAGAGGUGAGAGUAACAGGGCUGGUGCUUGAUGAUGGCUGCAGGGCUCAGCUGGGUUGUGCUGCUCCGUCAUACCAUUCAUUCUGUCCUCCAACCCCAACACUGGGCAAUGGGACCUAUAUUUCCUUUAUAUGAAAAUCUUCAAACUACACAGAAAUAGACAUAAUAGUUUAGUAAACUCUCCAGAUUUCAAGUUACCAAGAUUUUCUAUUUUUACUGCAUCUAUCCAUUUAUUUUCCUUAAGCAUCUUAAAGCAAAUGCCACACACCGUAUCUUUUCUCCCCUGCAUACUUCAGCGUGCAUCUCUUUUUUAAAAGAGGACAUUUCCUUACACCUUUAUGACAUAAAACAAAAUUAACAGUAAUUCCUUGUUACCAUCUAAUUCCCAGUCCAUGCACCAGUUCCCCCAGUUGUCUCAAAGAGAAUACAUUUAGCAGCAUCGUAGACCAGGGUAUUUGGGGGAGGAGGUACUUUGGAGAGGGUGAUGAUUGCUUCCCCACCAUCCUGACUGUGGCUCUGGCAGAAGUCGUGUCACCAGCAGAACCACCACUGGAGGGGCACCAGUGGAGAGUUCUUUAGGCUGCCGACAGACACCUUCCCAGGCUGUUGGAUCUUGGGGUUUUCUUGCCUCCAGAAAUAAGCCUGUGAAAUUCCCCUUCUAUUUUCCAAUGUCCUGUGCUCUUCUGAGAUGGUCCCAGCUUCCGUGCUGCUGGCACCCACCUGGCUGUCACACUGGUACCCACUUCACUGCUUUUCCUGCAGCUGCAUCUUACACUAGGGGAAUUUCCUACAUCGGGGAAGAGGCUUCUCCCCAGGAUUAGCACUCUUCCACCAGCUUCGGAUCUACUGUGCCCUCAGUGAAUCACAGCUCUUAGAUCUCCCAAAGGGCCUCAGCUGCUUCAUUUGUUAGACAAUUUUGGCUGAAUGUUUCAUGAGACAAAUCAGAGGACAUAUGAGUAGCAGCAUGUUGUGCCACAUCUGAUGGCACCCUCUGACUAAGAGGACACGACAACUCAAUGUACUUUUUGCUCAGGGACUUUCUUUUGCUAUAAAGAACAUGAAGACAAUUGGUUAAGUCUGAAUAAGGUUUGUAUUUUAUUGUCUGAUAGUAUGAUAUCAAUGCUAUUUUGCUGAUUCCGAUGAUUAUACUGAUGAGAAUAUGUAAGAGUGUCCUUAUUUUUAGAAAAUACACAUUAAAUAUUAGGGGUAAAGGAACAUCAUGUCUGUAACCUACUUUCAAAUGGUUCAGAAAAUAAUGGGUAUCUAGAGAAAAUGAUAAGGCAAAUGUAGUAAAAUGUUAACAUUUGGGGAGUCUUAGUAAAAGAUGUAUAGGAAUUCUGUGUAUGAAUAAUCUGAAUAAAUCUGACAUUAUGUCAGCCUCCUCUGUUGAGUUCACCUCUUCAUUAAACAUUCGGUUUGGGAGUAUUUCCUAAUGCUAUUCUCUUCCCUAAGCCAUCUCCUCCACUGCCAUGGUGUUAAUUACUACCUACAUGAUAUUGCCCAAUUUAUCUCUCGAACCCAGUCUUCUUUCUUAAUGUCAGAUUGAUGUCCAGUUACCUACCUUUCAUCUCCAUUCAUGGUCUCAUUGGCAUCUCAAACUCACCAUACCACAGUGUGAAUUCCUGUUCUUAUCUCUCCCCUACACAUUCCUCUUCUCAUGGCCUCCUCACCUGAGAGCACAAAGCCAACUGCUUGCUCAAACCAGGAAAGACCAAAACACAACUCCAGCAGUCAUUUUUGGGUGCUAUCUUCCUCAUCCCUCACAUCCAGUUUUUGUUUCCUAUGGUAAAACAUGACUUUCAAACUAUGAAUAUUUUUUUUUCAUUGAAACUGUUUUUUGCCUUGUUCAUUAAGAUGUUCUGGGAGACCUCUAAUCCUUACAAAGGUUUACAAGCAAGGGAUAAUAUUUAUAAUACAUAAUCCUGGUUUUAUAACCUGGUCUCAAUAGUAACCUUGUUCAUUGCUUUUAAAACCUGCUACUGUUUUGCAUAUUUAUUAGCUAUUGAAACUAUAUAUUUGUGUGUGCAUAUAUAUUAAAUAAAAUAUUUAUCUCCAUCUCAUUGCCAUCAAUCUUGAUGAGUAUCAGAAAAGACAUAUUUUUUCUGUCAAAUAAAAUUUGACAUGAUCUUUCAUUCAAGUAAUGGCUCAUCAUCUUUUUGAAGCAUUUACUUUGCCAAAUGUUUGUUUUGUGUGACCUAUUGUCCUUGGGAGAUGUAUUUCAUAGAGCCUCACUUGUGACAUGUAUAUCUGUAGUGGGACCCACUGGUGGUAGAGCAGUUUAUUACUUAUCUUGGUUAUCUGAGGCCCUUUGGCACAGUUCUGGUCCAUUGCUGUGCAGUGAUAAAAUGUUAUACAGUAUGAAUGAAGAACUUCUACUCAAAGUGAAUUUUUGUUAAAUAAAGGGUCACAGAUAAUAUGAUAUAAUUAGUAACAGUCAAUAUGUAUUUGGGAAUAGAAAAAAUUUAGCCAGGCCUUUCAGGGAUGAUCCCUCAGCUCCACACCUGUAAAUUCUGCUGAAGAUGCUUAGAAAAUAUGUGAUUACCUGUUUAGGAACAUAAGAGACACUCUGUGGGAAACCCCCAGC